AUGUCCCCACAGAAAAUCCAUCCAUCUUUAAGUAUUAAUUCAGCACUUCUCAAUCGAUGUAAGGUUGUCGUUUUGAGCAAACUAACGACAGACGAAUGCACUGCAAAUGAUGAUAAUCAAGCGAAUGAAGAAGUGUCAAGAUAUUUGGCGGUGAUGAGCGAUGGUGAUGCACGGGUUGCACUUGAUGCAAUUGGAUAUUACCAUUAA
Messenger RNA from Funneliformis mosseae, 207 nucleotides. The record is from the annotation of a GenBank genome assembly. Lineage: Eukaryota; Fungi; Glomeromycota; Glomeromycetes; Glomerales; Glomeraceae.